AUGGCUAAAACAAGCACUGGAAAAACGUUAGCAUUUGUUUUACAAAUGUUUCAUCAAAUAAAAUAUCAACAAUCAUUAGAAGAUGAUGAUGAUGACCCAAUAGCUAUUACACAACUGCAUUGUGAUGAAUUAAUGAAACAUUUAAUGAGCAAUUCUUAUUCAUGUAUGUCACUAAACAGUGAUAUUAAUAUAUAUGAUCCUGAUUCAAUAAUACUUGAUUUUAAAAGUGGUGAGAGUGAGGUUCUCGAUGUUGGUUUUGUAAUUUUUACCAACAUAUUGUCCAGUCCCGACUGUGUAAAAAAUAAGACGGAAGGAUUGCACGUUUGA
Molecule: messenger RNA, 327 nt
Organism: Rotaria sp. Silwood2
Lineage: Eukaryota; Metazoa; Rotifera; Eurotatoria; Philodinida; Philodinidae
Source: the annotation of a GenBank genome assembly